AUGGCUAACCUAAUCGUCUUAUUUUCUCUUCAACUCAUCGUACUUCUCUUCAUCGUUGCAUUUCCACUGUCAACAAGUGCAGCAACUUAUAACGUUUUACAUUAUGGUGCAAAACCAAAUGGGAGAACGGAUUCGACAAAACCUUUCCUUCUAGCAUGGUCUAUGGCAUGCAAAUCUAAGAAACCAGCAACAAUGUGGAUACCUCGAGGUACUUACUUGGUAAAAACAAUAGUUUUUGGCGGUCCAUGCAAAAGUAAAAGAGUCACAGUCCAAAUUGAUGGAAAAAUUCAAGCACCUCCCAGCAAGAAUUUUCGGAUUAUUGGGAACUACCGCAAUUGGAUUUUGUUCCAUGGUAUCUAUGGUUUGACUAUCAAUGGUGGUAUUUUGGAUGGGCGUGGAUCUAACUUCUGGGAUUGUAGGCGGGCCGGUGCAAAUUGCCCAGACGGUGCAGUUUCGCUAACAUUACAAAACGUGAGAAAUGGUAUAAUCAGUGGAUUAAAAUCAAUCGACAGCCAGUAUUCUCAUAUGGCUAUCAACGGCUGCAACAAUAUAAUGGUUCGAAGGGUGACGCUUAUUGCACCCGAUCAAAGCCCCAACACUGACGGAAUAGAUAUACAAUCGUCAACUGGAGUUACAAUAAUUGAUUCGAGCAUCAGAACAGGCGAUGAUUGUAUUGCAAUUGGUCCUGGAACAAAAAAGGUAUUGGUUCAACGUGUAGGAUGUGGACCUGGACAUGGCAUUAGCAUUGGAAGUUUGGCAAGAAGUCGGAAUGAAGAUGGGGUCGAAGGAAUCAUAGUGAAGGAUGUAACAUUCACUGGAUCAGACAAUGGUUUAAGGAUUAAAACAUGGCCGAAACCAAGCAAUGGUUUUGUGAAAAAUGUUCUUUAUCAAAAUAUCGUAAUGAAUAAUGUUCGAAAUCCUAUUAUUAUUGAUCAGAUAUAUUGUCCUGGUGGUAAUUCACAGUGUACUAAGCAGCACUCUGGAAUCAAGAUCAGUGGCGUGACGUACUUAAAUGUCCGUGGAACAUCGGCAACUCCAGUUGCCAUUAAACUCCACUGCAGUGCAAUUAACCCAUGCAACGGAAUCGAAUUAUACCAUGUUAAGCUCACUUACUCGAAGAAACCUGCUACGUCAUUUUGCUCCAGCGCUACUGGAAUAUCUAAAGGACAAGUCCUACACGAAAGUUGCUUCUAG
Papaver somniferum (opium poppy) is the source of this 1194-nucleotide messenger RNA. Its product is annotated as polygalacturonase-like. Gene Ontology annotation, molecular function: polygalacturonase activity. The transcript is spliced from 4 exons. Bases 1 to 1194 code for a protein of 397 amino acids. The record is from RefSeq and is a predicted model, not a curated record. Gene Ontology annotation, biological process: carbohydrate metabolic process. NCBI's taxonomy places the organism in Eukaryota, Viridiplantae, Streptophyta, Magnoliopsida, Ranunculales, Papaveraceae.